This is a messenger RNA of Loxodonta africana (African savanna elephant), 663 nucleotides long. RefSeq names its product protein qua-1-like. The record is from RefSeq and is a predicted model, not a curated record. The transcript is spliced from 2 exons. The coding region runs from base 1 to 663 and encodes 220 amino acids. NCBI's taxonomy places the organism in Eukaryota, Metazoa, Chordata, Mammalia, Proboscidea, Elephantidae.
AUGGCGAUGAUGGCAAUGAUGAUGACGGUGAUGACGGUAAUAUUGGUGAUGAUGAUAGUGGUAAUAAUGGCAACAAUGAUAGUGAUGGUGAUGAUGGCAAGGAUUGAUAGUGGUUUUGGUGGUGAUGGUGGCAAUGAUGAUAGUGAUGAUGGCAAUGAUGAUGGUGGUGAUGGCGGCAGUGAUGAUGGCAGUGAUGACAGUGGUGGUGAUGGCAAUGAUGAUGGUGAUGAUGGUAGUAAUGAUGCUAAUGAUGAUGGUGGUGAUGACGGCAGUGAUGAUGGCAGUGAUGAUAAUGGUGAUGGUGGUGGUGAUGGCAGUGAUGAGAGUGGUGAUGGUGGUGGUGAUGGCAAUGAUGAUGGUGGUGAUGGUGGUGGUGAUGGCAAUGAUAAUGAUGGUGAUGGUAGUGAUGAGAGUGGUGAUGGUGAUGGUGAUGGUGAUGGCAAUGAUGAGAGUGGUGAUGGUGGUGGUGAUGGCAAUGAUGGUGGUGGUGAUGGUAGUAAUGAUGGCAAUGAUGAUGGUGGUGAUGGCAGCAGUGAUGAUGGCAGUGAUGACAGUGGUGGUGGUGGUGAUGGCAAUGAUGAUGGUGGUGAUGGUGGUGGUGAUGGCAAUGAUGAUGGUGUUUUCAUUCUGUCAUUUGGCAUUGGACCGACUCAGGCGCUGUAA